This is a messenger RNA of Aspergillus pseudotamarii, 1569 nucleotides long. RefSeq lists its product as uncharacterized. Bases 301 to 1470 code for a protein of 389 amino acids. The record is from RefSeq and is a predicted model, not a curated record. NCBI's taxonomy places the organism in Eukaryota, Fungi, Ascomycota, Eurotiomycetes, Eurotiales, Aspergillaceae. The transcript has 5 exons.
CGGUCCAUAGUUCAGUACCGGGCCUUAAAAGCGUGACAUCACGACUUCUAGAAGGAUAGGAACACUGAUUAACUUCUAACAACCACUGUACGAGACCCAAGUGAUCACUGCUGAUGCUACGAUCGGAACCCUUAUUACAGGCAAUCCCACCGCGUAUAUUUGUCAAAACUGUCGAUUGUACGUGAGGUAUGUAGGUGACUGAUGAAUGAAAGUGGUAAUUCUGCCACCAAACGCGAGAUUACUACUACGAUACUGUCCUGGGGAUUUCUUCUGGCUACGAAUGGAGCAGGCUGGUAGCUGAUGACCAGUCCUGAAUAUUGGAGCCGGCUACUCAUCGCCCUCUCGAUUGCUGGGGCUGUGGUAGCUACGCUCUUUUACCUUCUCCGGUUGUAUAGUCAUUGCUUCAGUACCGGGAAGUUUGACGCCAGCGAUGUAUUCCUAGGCUUUGGACUGGUAUUGUCUUAUGGCAUUACCAUAACAACCGUGAUCGCGGCAUUGGAAGGCGCUGGAAUAGACCUCUCGACUCUGCCGCCGAGGACUGCUCAUCGGGUAGCAAUGAUGUAUUGGAUAGCCCAAGAAUUCUGGCCAGCCGCUCAAGUUUGCAUCAAGCUGUCCAUUAUUAUCCUUCUUCGUCGGUUGCUGGGAUCUGUGAAAAGAAUGCUUUCUCUUACGUUAUUCCUCGCUGUCUUUAUUGUCGCCUGGGGGUUGGCGGCUCUUUUUGCGAAUACUUUCCAAUGCUGGCCACUGCAGUAUUUUUGGAAUAAGGAAGUCGAGGGCCAUUGCAUAAGUGGAGAGAAGGCACUUUUCAUGGCAACUGGAUCUGUCUCCUUCCUGCAAGAUAUAAUGUUGUUGGCCAUCCCUUUUGCUGUACUAUGGCGACUGCAAAUGGCCCCACGAAAGAAGGUACUUCUUACCAUUCUGUUCAGUAUGGGUGGAAUUGUUUGUACUUUUAGUCUUAUGCGUCUGAUUGAGUUCAGAUAUUACCCAACAAACAAUCUAACUGCAAGCAGCACAAGAGAAAGAAUCUGGACGCUUCUCGAAAUUGAUGUUGCUAUUGUCUGCGCCUCAAUCGUUCUUAUGCCCCCGCUAUUCCAACCUUGUACCGAUACCUGUAGGAGGAUCUACUGCCAAACCAUUGGUCGCUUGAUGACAGCGGAAUGUACCCAACGCGCUGAAUCUUGGCCAUUUCAAAAGCACUGCACGAACUUCUCCCAGGACGGUCGCUCCGAGGUGCGAGCACAGGCCUAUCCUGCGUCAGCUGCGGAGGUGCGCGACCGCAGAGAAAGCAUGACAGGGGAUUUUAUCAGGGUCGAGACGACUAUCAGUCGGGACGUUCAUGAUCGUGAAGUGCUUUGGCCACAGGCUGGUAGAUCGUCCUUGACAUCAGGGAUGCUACCGACAGUCUCAGAAGAGAAACGGAUGUCUGAUGAUAUGUCGAAUGUUGAUUUUAGUGGCGUUGGGUUCAGUUGAGAUGCUGGCUAUCCAUAGACACUGAUCUCUAUACCGAUGAUGAUUGCACUAUUUGAAUAGGUAGGCAAUUCAUCAAUAAUGUUAGGGCUUCAGGCUGAA